Messenger RNA from Manis pentadactyla (Chinese pangolin), 939 nucleotides. Its product is annotated as olfactory receptor 4P4-like. Gene Ontology annotation, cellular component: membrane. NCBI's taxonomy places the organism in Eukaryota, Metazoa, Chordata, Mammalia, Pholidota, Manidae. Gene Ontology annotation, biological process: G protein-coupled receptor signaling pathway. The transcript has a single exon. Gene Ontology annotation, molecular function: G protein-coupled receptor activity; olfactory receptor activity. The coding region runs from base 1 to 939 and encodes 312 amino acids. The record is from RefSeq and is a predicted model, not a curated record.
AUGGAAAACUACAACAACGUCACUGAAUUUGCUCUGUUGGGACUGUCCCAAAACAAGAAAAUUAAAAACUUGUGCUUUCUACUAUUUUUAUUUUGUUACAUAGCUAUUUGGGUGGGAAACUUGCUCAUAAUGAUCUCUAUCACAUGCAGUCAGCUAAUUGAUCAACCCAUGUAUUUCCUCCUUAAUUACCUCGCCUUCUCAGAUUUGUGUUAUACCUCUACAGUGACACCCAAGCUACUCACAGACCUGUGGGCAAAAAGUAACAAGAUUUCUUAUAGUAGCUGCAUGGCUCAGCUCUUUGCCUUGCACUUCUUUGGGGGGAUCGAGGUCUUUAUUCUUACAGUGAUGGCCUAUGACCGCAAUGUGGCCAUCUGCAAGCCCCUGUACUACACCAUCCUCAUGAACAGGCAGAGGUGUUAUGCGAUGGUCCUUGCUUGCUGUGCUGGGGCAUUUCUGCAUUCCUUUGUCCAGUGUAUCCUCACCGUCAACUUACCUUUCUGUGGCCCCAAUGAGAUAGAUCACUAUUUCUGUGAUGUGUAUCCUUUGCUGAAACUGGCCUGCACGGACACCGUCAAGGUUGGGAUCUUAGUGGUUGCCAAUUCGGGCUCCAUGGGCUUAGUCAUCUUUGUGGUUCUGAUGGUGUCUUACUUUCUGAUACUGUACACCAUCAGGUCCCACCCUGCAGGGAGCCGCACCAAAGCUCUUUCCACAUGCAGCUCCCACGUCACGGUUGUGGUUCUCUUCUUUGUGCCUGUUCUCUUCACUUACAUCAGACCAGCCACCACUUUUCCAGAAGACAAAGUGUUUGCUCUUUUCUACACCAUCAUUGCUCCCAUGCUCAACCCUCUGAUCUACACACUCAGGAACAUGGAGAUGAAAAAUGCCUUGAGGAAAGUGUGGUGCCAAGAAGCACUUUGGAUCAGGAGGCAAAUCAUCUGA